AAUUAGGCGUAUCAAUAACUCAUCCUUCACCUUCGCCUGUAGCGAAGGUGAAGGAUGAGGCCCCUUGGCCCAGACCUGUUGAUCACACACAGGCCGCCCCUCGUCACCCUGCUGGCCCAGAGAGGCGAGAUUCCGGUCCUGCCACAGCCAAGGCUCGUCACGUAGCACGGUGAAAUAUAAGCUCGUGUUCACACAUUCAUAAGAAGAAAAAAACGACGAAAGCAACUCCCAGGAAUCAGAUCUGAAGUGGUAAAGAGACUUGAGCCACCCGCGUCCAGCCAGCCAGGUGCCGCCUCCCCCGAUUUCCCCAUUUGCUCGUGACGUCAGCCCGACCUCUCGUCCUCGCCUGGUCUCGCUACCGUGAGGUAUAGACCUACCAGGGCAAGGUUCAACGCCCUAUAGGCCUAUGUGUACCCGGCGACAGGCAGACUCAGGCGUUAUCUACGUGGCUGAAUCAUGGAACAGAGUGUCGGCAUCUUUGUUCCCGUCCGCUGCGAGGAGUCACCAGGGAAAACGGUAACGCGCCUGCUCGGUGGGCGGACCAGCGGGCCAGCUGAUGGCAGGGAGGCAGCAGACGACGUGAGGUGAGCCGCGUCCGCCGCCACAAAACACCACGGCCGCCGCUGCCUUGCCUCAGUCUUGCCCCACCGCUCGUCACUGCUCGCCCUUUCUCUUGUGAUCACUUCGUGCAAGCAGCCAUGGCCACGACCGCUGCCACCACUGCCGUCUACAGUCAGGUGUUUAAGAAAAAGUUGGCUGACGCUCUGCGAGUCGGGACUGGGGGCGGCCUCUGCUUCUGUGGCAUCAACGUUUACUUCAAGAAUGACAAAUUCUACGACGACUGGGUGAUGCCUCUGUUCGGACGCCUCGAGCCGGAGACGGCGUAUGCGGUAGCCCAGAAGGCGGCCAAGUACAACCUGGUGUCCAAGGAAAAGCUGCAGGAAUCCAGAUUACUGGUGAGUACUCAGCCGCUGGCCGAGGGCGCCUUGGAUCACGAGAAGACUCCCCUGCAGGAGGAGGAGGAAUCGAGUGUGACGUUCAAGUGUGUGGAGCUAACGAGCUCCGAGGAGGACCUGAUGGGUGCUCACACUGAUACGGACCGACCGAGCGGCGUCACGUGCGAAUCGCUCUCGCCUUCUAAAGCUUACGAUUCUGAGUUUGAGGUGGAUGAGUCGUGCCUUGAGAUCUGCAUAGAGGACGAGGGCGGUUCGCUGCUCCGUGAGUCAGGCAUCUGCGAGGAGUGCCGGGCGUGUCCCCCACACGGCGGCGGGGAGCCAUGCUGUGGCACCCAUGGCGGGGGAAGGGUCACCUCCCGCCGGUACCUGAGCGAGUCAGGUUAUCCUAGUAGUGACCUCUCCUGCUGCGGGUCACCGCGUGCCGAGAGGAACUGUGUCACGCCGGACUCGCCCUCGCUGAGCAUGCGUGUGAACAUAGCGUCUCCACUACGCAGCAGCAAGAUGUCCCUCGCCACCAUGAUAGACGGCACCAAUCCUGUGUACGACAGGGACCACCUGGACGAGGAGGACGAGCUGGCACUGGUGGACGAGGAGGAAGCGUGCGAGGAGCAGCAGCUCAAACAGGAGCACAGGGAACAAGAAGAGGAGGAAGAGGAAGAAGAAGAGGAAGAUAGGGAAGAAGAACUAAGAACACGAGACGCUCUCCUCCCUCCCGAUUACGAGGCUCCCUGUGGCUUCUUGGGAGGCUCGGCGGUGGCGAUGGCUCGGCACGACCAGCUGGUCCUGGCCACCAGCUAGGCACCGCGACACACCCUUUGUUACUCACACACUUGCUGGCGUGCAUCUUGACAUAUCACACCACCUAAUACCUUCAUUUUAAUGUCAGGACCAUUCAUGUUUUUCAUUUUUUCUCGCAUUUUUUUAUAUACGCGUUUGGAAGCGUCCCGGGAGGCGUGCAGGGUGCCCAUGGCCAAGACACAGGGCGCAGAGAGGAGCACAGACUCACGAGAGUAGAAGUGUACAUAGAAAGUAGCUGCGACUCAGUAUUAGGUAGAGGUUGAUCCGCUGUGGUGUAGAGUAACUUGUGUACGUACACUAGACAGGCCUUAGUGGUGUGUGUGUGUGAGAGAGAGAGAGAGAGAGAGAGAGAGAGAGAGAGAGAGAGAGAGAGAGAGAGAGAGAGAGAGAGAGAGAGAGAGAGAGAGAGAGAGA
Portunus trituberculatus (swimming crab) is the source of this 2168-nucleotide messenger RNA. Its product is annotated as APC membrane recruitment protein 1-like. The coding region runs from base 699 to 1754 and encodes 351 amino acids. The transcript is spliced from 2 exons. NCBI's taxonomy places the organism in Eukaryota, Metazoa, Arthropoda, Malacostraca, Decapoda, Portunidae. The record is from RefSeq and is a predicted model, not a curated record.